CCGAGCUACCAGUCGGCAAGCAUCUCGAAGAUGGCUACCAUCAAGCAUUUGGCCAUUGUCGUUCUUGUCCUCCUUAGCAUAGGCACGAGCACCAACGCUCGAAUCCUCCUGGGAUACGGUCCUGGCGGAGGAGGCGGUGGUGGAGGCAGCGGUGGAGGUGGUGGUGCUGGCUAUGGUGGAUCAGGGUCUGGUUCUGGGUAUGGCGAGGGUGUUGGAAGUGGAGGAGGUAUUAGCGGUGGUGGAUACGGCCAUGGUGGUGGCGGUGGAGGCGGUGGAGGUGAGGGUGGAGGCGCCGGUUCUGGGUAUGGGUCUGGGGAGGGCUCUGACUACGGGAGCGGCGCCGGUGGGUACGGUGGCGGCAGUGGCGGAGGACGCGGUGGUGGCCAAGGUGGCGGUGGUGCAGGCUAUGGGCAUGGGUCCGGUGAGGGUUCUGGCUAUGGCGGUGGUGCUAGUGGUGGUGGUGGCGGGCACGGAGGUGGUGGCGGUGGCGGACAAGGUGGUGGGUCUGGCGGGGGCUCAGGCUACGGUUCCGGGUCUGGCAGUGGAUAUGGUGGAGGAUAUGGAGGCGGCGGCGGAGGUGGUCAAGGUGGAGGCUCUGGCUAUGGCUCUGGGUCUGGCUCUGGAUACAGUUACGGCUCCGGCGGUGGCUUUGUAAAUGGACACCACUGAUCUCACUUCCAUGGAAAACUCAAGUAUUCAAGAGUAUAUAGUUAAAAAGUCUUCCCGUGAGUGACAGUGAUGAGCUUGUUGUUCACUGAUCUACUACUACUGAAGAUGCAAGUUUGAGUGUAUGUGAUUAAUAUUGUACUUUGGUGGUGGUUGCUGCUUUACUUAUUUGGCGAAGUCCAGUAAAUAAGCGAUCUUUACAAAGAGAUCAUCAUACUC
Messenger RNA from Triticum urartu, 885 nucleotides. RefSeq lists its product as uncharacterized. The record is from RefSeq and is a predicted model, not a curated record. Lineage: Eukaryota; Viridiplantae; Streptophyta; Magnoliopsida; Poales; Poaceae.